This is a messenger RNA of Telopea speciosissima, 1090 nucleotides long. RefSeq lists its product as uncharacterized. The coding region runs from base 23 to 574 and encodes 183 amino acids. The record is from RefSeq and is a predicted model, not a curated record. Lineage: Eukaryota; Viridiplantae; Streptophyta; Magnoliopsida; Proteales; Proteaceae. The transcript has a single exon.
CAAGAGCAGAUAGCUUCACAACAUGGAAACUCUAUUUUGGUUAGGAAUUCCACCUCUCCAUCUUAAGAGAGCUUCCCCUUUUUGUACAGAAAGAAGCCCAACUCUCCUCUUCACCACCGCCAAACACAUUCCUUUGAUCAAUACUCAAAGAACAUUGAAACUACAAGUAGAAGCCAAAGGUUUUGGUGGAGACUCAGUUACUGUGUUUGAGAACAAGAGAAGCCAAAGAGAUAAUAAUGGUGAAGAUGAUGAUGAUAACGAUACGAUUCCAAAGGUUAUAUUCAAGAGAAUGAUGGUUCGAAUCUUGUUCUUCGUGGGCUCUCUCAUGGGAAUUGGUCUAGCAAUGUUACAGGUAUUUGAUGAACUCAACGAACAACAAGUGUGGGAUGUACCACUUUGGCUUCCUUUCUUGAUGGCAUCACUUGCCUUUGGAACUUCUGGGGUUGGACUUGCUUAUGGCACUCUAUCUACAAGUUGGGAUCCAGAGAAGAAGGGUUCACUUCUUGGGUGGGAAGAAGCUCAACAGAAAUGGCCUGAGCUAUGGAAGGAAGAAAGGGAAAAAGACAGGGAAUAGCAAAACUCACCAGUCCGAGCUCCUUGAUGGACGUUUCGAUUGAUUCCAUCUCAUUGCCACCAGCACCUGCUGAAGAUAGAGGAAGUUGCAGUAGAAGAUGCUCUAGAUCAACCACAUCUUCCUUCCCCAAAUUGACUGAGAUUUCGUUCCCAUAUUGCAGAUGGUCCUUGAAACUUUACAAGCAACUUCCAUGAGUGCUUCUCGAUUUUCCAAUUGAAGACUAUAAAACAACAAUUGGAGAAUGGCAUCUGAGUUCUUGACGGUGAACAUUCUUCCCUUCCCUGUGCGGAAAACAUAGGUUCCGAAAGGCCUGUAAGGACUAAGCUCGAUGAAGCUAGUAACUGUUUGCAACAACGAAUUGGUACACCCCAUGAAUGUGCAAGCGGUGUGGCUGGCAAGGGACGAAGCAUUUCUCACUACAUCAUAGAAGGACGAUGAUGCUUCUUGAGAUCUAGCAAUUGAUUCCAGCUGGGUUGAGUUGAAGCAUAGGAGAAGGGUCUGCAAUUUUCCUUUGAU